Messenger RNA from Dunckerocampus dactyliophorus (ringed pipefish), 1760 nucleotides. It is a transcript of the gene snorc, whose product is annotated as secondary ossification center associated regulator of chondrocyte maturation. Bases 897 to 1268 code for a protein of 123 amino acids. Lineage: Eukaryota; Metazoa; Chordata; Actinopteri; Syngnathiformes; Syngnathidae. The transcript has 3 exons. Gene Ontology annotation, biological process: cartilage development. The record is from RefSeq and is a predicted model, not a curated record.
AUUGUCAUCAUUGUACAAGCCCUGUGUGAAUCCUUUUAGGGUUUAGAUGCUUCAAAUAAGGAAAAAUAUGGAGGCAGCCUUCAAAGUAUUGCUUUUGUACACUUUAUGCUUGACUUUUACAACUUGGGGAACAUACCUGUGCCUUCCAGACCAGGGUAAAGCUCCAAACAGUAACAUUAGAGUCCAGAAAUUAGCCUACAGGAAGUGAAAAUAUAAGAAAAUAGUCUGUCUCACUCCUUUGCAACUAUCUUCUGGCUAUACUAUUGUAGUAGUAGUAACUUCAGUACAGAGAGUGUGUGCCAAAUGCCUCACCAUCUCUGUUUAGUUCAUCCCAAAGGUGUUUGAUUUGUUUCUGCCUCACCAAACUAAUCCCAGCAUAUCUCUGUGGAGUAGUGGGAACACAAAAAACUGUUCCUAGUCAAAAGAUGAAGACUUGUGAGUAUACAUUACAGUGCUGCAGUGUUGUCUACAUAUUGUGCAAAGGAUAAUGAUAAUUUUUUUUUCCCCCUUUCCUUUUUAAGUUCUGACACUUUCUCAAAGCGGAAUACUUCUCCCCACCACUCCUCUGUCAUCAUAUAUUCUGGAGAGUAGAAGAAGCAGCGAUCGGGAGAUCUCUGACGUGACCUGGUCAAAGACGGGCGUCGUGUUUACCUCGCACCCGCUUGUGUGGCCGAAGGAGUUUGUGAAGUGGGUGGGCACUGUUACUGCCGUUGCCGCUGCUGAGAUGAACUCACAAAGUGCACACUGUCCAGACAGUCCAGUGCACACCUACUCCCAGCCCCCCAACUCCCAACUCACUUCUGUACUCUUCUCUUGCUCCUCAACUUUUUCAAUCGCAGCAGCUCAAGGACGUCUGGAGACGCUGUCUUCUUUGGUGUUCCUGCCUCGCAGUCGCCAUGUUCCGUAGUGGCAGCAGCAGUUGUACCUGCAGGAUCAUGCUCCUGGUCCUCCUUGGCCUCUUGUUGGUCUUUGUGCACUCAGAGACUGUUGCAGACCCGUCCAGGGACAACCAGGACAACAUGUCUGGGGAGAACCCAGCUGACAUUGCCACCACCACUGCCUCCACUGCCAGGGAGACUCUUCAUCACAUGACCGAGCAGACCUUCACUUUUGACUACGAGGACGCCACGCACACCCUAGCUGUGGAUGAGGAGGAAGGAGUCCUGGGCCCGGGGGCCAUCACAGCUAUCGUCAUUGCUGUCUUCCUGGGAGCGUCCGUCCUCUUGGCGCUCAUCGUCAUCACACUCAGGAAGUUCACAGCAUCCUAGAGUGUUUUCGUUGGCGAGUGUGUGUCUGGAGUGUGUGAGAAUGUGUGUGUUUUGUUUCUUCAGGACAAACUGGUGCUGUGGCAGGUCCCCCUAACUGAGAAGUCAAAAAUAUGUCCACAUUUUCCAUGUUAAAAGACUUGUUUGGCCCCACUAUUGAUCUAUUAAAAACUGGCUGGUUCUCCCAGUGGAAAACGCUAAUGUCUUUAAAUAUUCCACACUAGUAUUGAUGUUUGUACCCUAUUACCACCAGGGAACAAACUAACAGUAGUUUCUACUUUUUCCUACUCAUUUUCAGACAUGUUGACUUGUAAACGCGGUACCCCUCAAUGUAAUCUGUUAAGCACGCUGGAAACAAAAGUGUGUUUUUGUUUAAUUUGCAGAAAUGGAAUGUAUUAUGUUAUUUUGUGUUUACUGACAAAUCUGGAAGUUGCCAUCAUACCUAUUUUGUAUUGUCAUGAGAUUUACAGUUAAUAAAUUAAAGCCAAACAUAAA